This is a messenger RNA of Ochotona princeps (American pika), 357 nucleotides long. RefSeq names its product insulin growth factor-like family member 3. Lineage: Eukaryota; Metazoa; Chordata; Mammalia; Lagomorpha; Ochotonidae. The transcript has 3 exons. Gene Ontology annotation, molecular function: signaling receptor binding. The record is from RefSeq and is a predicted model, not a curated record. Bases 1 to 357 code for a protein of 118 amino acids.
AUGCGCCUGCGCGAGCUCUGCCAGAGGCGCCUGCGCUGUGAGGGCCGACCUGCUGUGCUGCUUCUUGCAUCCCUUGCUUUUGCCUCGGAAGGAGUCCCAGGUUCUGGCCUCUGGAUGUGCCAGCCAGCACCCAGAUGCGGGGACCAGGUCUACAACCCCCUGGAGCAGUGCUGUGAUGACUAUACCGUCCUGCCACUCAACCGGAUCCGCCACUGUGGUCCCCACUGCCCCUACUGGCCCUGCUUCGAACUCUGCUGUCCGGAGUCUUUUGGCCGUCCGAGAUUCGUUGUGAGGCUGAAAGUGCUGGGUGUCAAUUCCCAGUGCCACUCCUCCCCCACCUCCAGGAUCUGUGGCUAG